Messenger RNA from Pediculus humanus corporis (human body louse), 1581 nucleotides. Its product is annotated as cytochrome P-450, putative. The record is from RefSeq and is a predicted model, not a curated record. The transcript has 4 exons. Gene Ontology annotation, molecular function: monooxygenase activity; heme binding; iron ion binding. Bases 1 to 1581 code for a protein of 526 amino acids. Lineage: Eukaryota; Metazoa; Arthropoda; Insecta; Psocodea; Pediculidae.
AUGGAUGCCAUAGCAGUAAAUUCAUGGUGGUUUAUUUAUUUCGGAACGUUUAUCGGUACCUUAUUAGCAUUGAUGUAUUAUUACGUGACGUCAAAUAACGAUUUUUGGGAUAAAUUAAACGUGCCUUACAUAAAACCUGAAUUCGUUUAUGGAAACAUGAAAGAAAUAGCAAAAUGUGUUAAAAGUCAAAACGAAGCAGUUUGGGAAUUUUAUCAGUAUUUUAAAAAACUCGGACAUAAAUACGGUGGAAUAUUUCAAUUGAGAGAUCCGGUCAUGAUUAUUUGUCAUCCUCAACUCGUUAAAGAUGUUUUAGUUAAAAAUUUUCCACAUUUUCACGAUCGACACAUUGCUCACGAUGAACAUUUCGAUCCUUUGAGUGCUCAUUUAAUUGCAUUAGAAGGUUCUAAAUGGAAAUAUAUUCGAUCGAAAUUAAAUCCCGCUUUCAGCACGAGUAAAUUAAAAGGAAUGUUUCAAUCGAUGACAAAUAUUUGCAACGAAUUAAUUAAAAAUUUAAACGGGGCAGCAGAAGAAGGUAAAAUGUUAGACGCGAGAGAUUUUCUCGGAAGGUAUACGGUUGAUAUAAUUGGCAACGUUGCAUUUGGAAUCGAUGUUAACGCCAUGAAAGAAGAUUCCGAAUUUUUACACAUGGGACAAAAAUUUUUCGAACCGACACAAUUUGAAAGAGUCGGACAAAUAAUUGCCAAUACAAAUUAUUGGAUGUAUAAAAUAUUCAAAUUGAGAAUGGUUUCGAAAAAAGUAACGGAUUUUUUCAUUAACGUCGUUAAUAAUACUAUGACGUAUCGAAGGGAAAACAACGUUGAAAGAAAUGAUUUUUUACAUUUUUUAAUGAAAAUAAACGAAACGAAAGGUACGGAUUUGAAAGAUAUGGACGAAAUGAAAGGUGUUAAAAAUUACAAUAUGGCCGUGAGUGAAAAUUCAAUCGGCGUGAUUGCCGCUCAAGCUUUUGUUUUUUUCGUUGCCGGCUACGAAACAUCAUCUUCGGCCAUGAGUGCUUGUUUAUUCGAAUUGGCACAUCAUCCAGAAAUUCAAGAAAAACUCUACGAAGAAGUCACGCAAGUACUUAAAACAAAUGAUGACGUCACAUACGAUUCUGUACAACAAUUGACAUAUACCGAACAAGUUUUGGAAGAAACGUUAAGACUUUAUCCUCCUGUAGGAAUAUUACUACGUAAAUGUACUCAACCCUACGAAAUACCCGAAACGUCGAUAAUCCUUCCGAAAGGCUGUCAAUUGUUUAUUCCCGUUUAUGCAUUUCAUCACGAUCCCGAAUAUUUUCCCGAUCCGGAAGAAUUUAAUCCAGAAAGAUUUUCAUCGGAAAAUCGUAAAAAUAUACCACCCUAUGCUUACAUGCCUUUCGGACACGGACCAAGAGUUUGUAUCGGUUUUAGGUUGGCAAUGAUGGAAAUGAAAUUAACAUUAGCAUUGAUAAUAAAAAAUUUUAAAAUAUUAAAAUGUGAAAAAACAAAACCUUUUAAAAUGUGUCCGAGUUCGUUUUUUUUAGUACCAAAAGAUGGAUUUUGGAUAAAAGUAAUUAAAAGAAACGAAAAUUUGUUAAUUUGA